Molecule: messenger RNA, 792 nt
Organism: Fulvia fulva
Lineage: Eukaryota; Fungi; Ascomycota; Dothideomycetes; Mycosphaerellales; Mycosphaerellaceae
Exons: 4
Coding region: 1-792 (263 amino acids)
Source: RefSeq, a predicted model, not a curated record
AUGGAUCCGCCACCAAAUCUGCCACCGACAGACAGAUACUCGAAGAGGUACGCCGAAGCACUCAUACCCUAUGAAGCAGAUGACUUGGACAAAGCAGUAGAAAUAGCCAAGUGUAACUUGACGGAUCCGACGCUUCCACGAUACUGGCUGGUCAAGAACUGCAUCUUGAUUGUAUGCGCCUCCACAGAUUGGGAUGAGGCAGAGAAUUAUCGUCUGCAAGGCGAAAUGGUGUACCACGAGGCCAAGAAAGGCACAAACCCAGGCGACAAGCUAUCUCUCGAGUAUCUUGGGAAGCUGAGGAAGGACCUCGACGAACUGCAGGAGGCUCAAGCGGAACAAGCUGCAGAUAACGGCUGGGACGAUCAAGUCGAAGUCGAAGUCAACGAGCGGGAAGGAGAGGUCGACGGCGGGGACGAUGAGUUCGAAGAGUGGGACGAAGAGCUCGAUGAUGCUCAAGAGGUCGAGGCUGCCGAGGUCGAUGCUCUUGGACCGGACGUCCAAGCCAGCAAGACCGCUGGUGCGGAGAACCUGCAUGGCGAAGCUCAACCAGCUUCAAUUCGCAAGCCUGCGGCAGCACAUCUGAUGCCUGAUGUAGGCUCGAUGAUGCGGAACGAGCACGGCGGAUAUGGAGGCUAUGAUGGGAGUAUGGAUUAUGUGAAGCGACCAUCGCAGGGUAGCAGCACCGACAGUGGCCACAGCAAGGCCAAGUCACUCUCGAUUCGAGCCAAAGAUGGUUUGGCGGGCAUUCUCAAAGGGCUGACGGGCGACGAGGAGGACAAUGGAGGAAGCUAG